Molecule: messenger RNA, 582 nt
Organism: Coccomyxa subellipsoidea C-169
Lineage: Eukaryota; Viridiplantae; Chlorophyta; Trebouxiophyceae; Coccomyxaceae
Product: NLI interacting factor
Exons: 3
Molecular function (GO): phosphoprotein phosphatase activity
Source: RefSeq, a predicted model, not a curated record
AAACAGGACCAGGACAGGGGCAAGAAGACACUGGUGCUGGAUCUGGACGAGACGCUGGUGCACAGCUCGUUCAAGCCCAUCCCCAACCCGGACUACAUCAUCCCCGUGGAGAUCGAGGGCAAGAUAGUGGACGUGUACGUGCUCAAGCGGCCCUGGCUGGACCACUUCAUGAAUGCCAUCGCCGGCUGCUUUGAGGUCGUCGUGUUCACAGCCAGCCUGUCAAAGUACGCAGACCCCCUGCUGGACUUGAUGGACAAGGCCAAGGUGGUGAGAUGGCGGCUGUUCCGGGAAGCCUGCUGCCCCUACGAGGGCAACUACGUGAAGGACCUGACAUGCCUGGGGCGGCCGCUGCCGGACUCGAUAAUUGUGGACAACUCGCCGCACAGCUACGUGUUCCAGCCCGACAACGCGCUCCCCAUCGGCACGUUCAUCGACGACCCCAACGACCGCGAGCUGCUGGACAUCCUCCCAGUGCUCAAGGCCGUGGAGAAGGUCGACGACGUGCGCGUGACUCUGGGCACCCUCGUGCAGCAGCUCGCCCACAACCAGCUGCAGCGCCGCAGCGUCUACGGGCCCGGCUGA